This is a messenger RNA of Penicillium samsonianum, 1521 nucleotides long. Its product is annotated as Major facilitator superfamily domain general substrate transporter. Gene Ontology annotation, cellular component: fungal-type vacuole membrane. The transcript is spliced from 10 exons. Gene Ontology annotation, molecular function: basic amino acid transmembrane transporter activity. Gene Ontology annotation, biological process: transmembrane transport; basic amino acid transport. Bases 1 to 1521 code for a protein of 506 amino acids. The record is from RefSeq and is a predicted model, not a curated record. Lineage: Eukaryota; Fungi; Ascomycota; Eurotiomycetes; Eurotiales; Aspergillaceae.
AUGUAUGAAGACAGAUGCACCGAGGCGUCACAUACCCUGAUCAACGAAGAGCCAAAGGAAGCUCCAAGCAGACGACAUCUAUCCAAAUAUCGCACGAUCAUACUCGUUGCAGGUAUUCUCAUCUCGAACCUGUCCACGGCUAUAGACUCUAGUUUAUCAGCAUCAUCACAUGUGGCAGUUGCAUCGGCAUUCAGUCGAACAAAUCUCUCGUCAUGGCCCGUGAACGCUUUCCUUCUGAUGUCCACGACAUUCCAACCACUAUAUGCCCGUGUAUCCGAUCAUCUCGGCCGCAAGACACCAUAUCUCACUGCGUCGACGCUCUUUAUUAGUGGACUAGUUAUAUGCGCCAAUACAGAUCUAUGGGCUGUUCUUAUUUUUGGGCGUGCAGUCUCUGGCCUAGGUACAGCAGGGGUUAUGACCAUGGGGUCGGUGUUAUUGACGGACGUAGUCGGGGUAGAGAAACGGGGAUACUAUCAGUCGAUGAACUAUGCUGUCUACGGGAUAGGUUCAGGGCUUGGAUCAGCACUUGGAGGCUUCUUGGUGGAGAGAUUUGGCUGGAGCAUGGUAUACAAGGCCCAAAUCCCAUUCGCGGCUACAGCUCUCAUCCUCUUGGUGGUCUCUAUUCCAUCUCACGCUCGCUUGAUGGCGAUUAAUGGUUUCAACCACAGUCAGAGUUUGGCAUCCCUGCAAAACUACGAUUGGUGGGGAUCCGUGCUCCUACUCUUCACCUCCAGUCCGACAAGAAGCCUGAUGGUGACUGGCUUUAUGUUCUCACUGAUAAACUACCUGAUAAUGUAUCAUACUACUUUGUUCUUCCAAUCUGUUCUGCUCGAAUCGUCCCAGCAAGCUAGUCUUCACCUCAUCAUCCCAUCAGUCUCAUUCACUAUCAUUAGCGUUAUCACAGCAUCGGUUAUCGCUAGACUGAAGACCCCUGUUUACACUCUACGCGGAAGCCAAGUGCUGCUCGGCAUCGGCGUCCUGGGUCUUUUCCUCGCAAUUGCCCAAACCUCAGAUCACAGUCGUAUGCCGGAUUACAUGUAUAAUCUGGCUCUAAUUUUCCCGACUCUAGGUGUGGGAAUGAUGGCCCCUAGCACGGUUCUGACACUUUUAAAUUCCUCUACCAAGGAGGACCAUGCUGUCUCUAAUGGGUGCUUUAUUAUGAUGAGAUCACUUGGUGUGUUUGUUGCCGUUGCAUUGGGGACGACAACAUUGCAGAAUACUUUCGAGCUCUCUUUAGCACACCAGAAGGUCGAUGAUAAGUCCCGAGAGAUGAUAGAGCAGGCGCGGCAGAAGGUUGAGCUGAUACCUACUUUGCCAGACUCGAUUCAAUCAAAAGUUAUCAAUGCGUAUUCAACGGGAUUUACCGUCCUGUUCGGACUAUGUGUGCUGUCGACAGUAUUGAUUAUGCUCAGCCUCAGGGGCAUCAGUGUGCAGGAACUUGGAGAUGGAACCUAUAGCAAGCAGACUGGGCCAGACAAUGAGGAGGAAGAUACGGUGGAAAUGGAACCGGUCAGAAGAUGA